AAAUCAUUGUAAACGCUAAAUAAAGAUUGCAUCACUUCUCUGCUCUUCCGAAUGCAAAUCGACAACGUUGCCAUUGUUGACAAAUCGCCAACAUUGGACAAAUAAACGAGCAAAACUUUAUGGAUCAUAGAAGAUAUAUAUUUUCAAAAAUAUUUAAUUCAAUGUAAUUAUUGGUAGGAAUGACUCAAUAAAAUAAGACGACUGAUGCUUUAAAUCAUUUCUGAACAUUUUAAAAAAUUCUCUAAAAUGAAGCGUCAAAUAUUCGUUGGUGCCUUGGUGCAUUCUAACGAAAAAAGAGAAUUAAUUAUGAUUGAUCGCGCUGCUGUAAUGGUUGAAAAUGGCAAGAUCAUUGAUGUUACUGUGAAUCCAGAACCUAGUGCACUUAUAGGUGAUCAUGUCACUUUUUUAAAUGACAAACAAUUUUUAAUGCCAGGUCUUAUUGAUUGUCAUACUCAUGCAGUUCAAUUUCCUAAUCUUGGUUUGGGUUAUGAUAAAAAUCUAUUAGAUUGGUUAGAAAAAUAUACUUUCCCCUUAGAAAAAAAAUAUGUCGAUGAAGAAUUUGCUAAACAUGUAUUUGAAACUGUUGUGAAACGUACUCUUGCCAUGGGUACAACAACAGCAUGUUAUUUUGCAUCUUUAUAUGGAAAAGCAUCUAUGGAACUUGCACGAGCAGUUGCACAUUUAGGCCAACGUGCCUUUAUAGGAAAAGUAAAUAUGAAUGCAUAUCGUAACGAUGGAUACUAUGAAAAUACUGUAGAAUCUAUAAAAAAUACUAUACAAUUUAUAAAUGAUAUUUUAAAUCUUGAUAAUCAUCUUAUAAAACCAAUCAUUACACCAAGAUUUGCUUUGAGUUGUGAUAUGGAAUUGAUGAAAGAAUUGGGCAACCUGGCUAAAGAAAGAGAUCUUCACAUACAAACACAUAUUUCUGAAAAUAUAGAUGAAAUUAAAGCUGUAAGAAAUAUGUUCAAGGAGUAUCCAUCUUAUGCUAGUGUAUAUAAUGCAGCUGGACUUCUAACUAAUAAGACAAUAUUAGCUCAUGCAAUACACCUCACAGAGGAUGAAAUAAUGCUUAUUAAACAAAAUGAUACAGCAAUUAUACAUUGUCCAUCUUCUAACACAUGUUUAAAAAGUGGUAUGUGUGACAUACAAAAAUUAAAAUCAAAAGGACUUAAAAUAGGACUAGGGACAGAUGUAGCAGGUGGACAAAGCUCUAGUAUGGUGGACGCAAUGAGAUCUGCGUUACAAGUAUCAACUAACCUUGCUAUGUUUAAAAGUGACUAUGAAAGUCUCAACUAUAAAGAAGUGUUUUAUAUGGCUACUUUAGGAGGCGCUAUAUCACUAGGGAUUAACAAAGAGGUAGGUAAUUUAAUACCUGGUAAAGAAUUUGAUGCACUUAUAGUAGAUAUGAGUGUAAGUAAUGGGCCAUUAGAUGAUUUCAUGAGUUAUUCACUAGAAAAACAAUUACAAAGAUUUAUAUAUUCUGGAGAUGAUCGUAACAUUAUCGAAGUUUAUGUUUCUGGUUAUAAAGUUAAAUAGAAAUAUAUGCAUCACAUAUUUUUAUUCUUUGUAUAUCACAUAGUUCAUUUCAUUUAAUAUAUAUUAUAUAUUUUCACAUUUAUCUUCAAAUUGUAACUUGGAUAUAUUUUAUUUUAUUGAUUAAUAUUUUAAACAAGUAUAAUUAGUAUGAUUCAUCAAUGUAUAUUUUUAGUACAUGUAUACAAAGCUGUGCUAGUAAUUAUGCAAUGCAUGCAAGCACAUAGAUGGUCAAUAAUGCAGUUUAAGAGUAUUUAAGCCGGUUCUGAAUAUAUAUUUCCCAAGUUUUAUUUUAAUUAUCUUUAUGAUAUUUCAAAAAUGAUUGUAUACUUCUUA
Vespa mandarinia (Asian giant hornet) is the source of this 1869-nucleotide messenger RNA. RefSeq names its product guanine deaminase (gene DhpD). Gene Ontology annotation, molecular function: zinc ion binding; guanine deaminase activity. Gene Ontology annotation, biological process: guanine catabolic process. Gene Ontology annotation, cellular component: cytosol. The record is from RefSeq and is a predicted model, not a curated record. NCBI's taxonomy places the organism in Eukaryota, Metazoa, Arthropoda, Insecta, Hymenoptera, Vespidae.